AUGAUGGAGCGUGUUGAGCAAAGGUUCGGGCCCUGCGGUUGUCGAGCUUUGCAACAUGGGUUUGAGGCUCAUGGAAGACGAGUGCUAGAGGAGCAUCAGCAGUGGGAAGGUAGUGAAGCUGGGUUUGAGGGUGAGUUGAAGAUAGCUGGCAGUGGACAAGAGCAGAAGGGUGUAGGCAACAUGAACUACACAGGUUGGAGUAAAGAGUUGGUGGCAUGUUCGAGCACCGGUUUUGAGGACUUCAACAGGUUUGCUGCUCGUGGCCAGUGGUUCAUGGAGUAUGUCAUCCCGGCGUUGUGCUUGAUGCAGAGGAGCAGUGCAGACAAAGCAAUGUGUUGGCAGUUGAUAGCAGUUGCAACCGCGGAGGACGAGAAGCAAGUUGUUCAGACAUUGGUGCAAGCAGUGGCAGUGCAGAGUACAUUGCUUGGCAUUGGUGUGUGCAACAUUGUGCAGCAGUUGUGGGGAGCCAUGGACGAACCUGGACUUUCUGCUUGGCUUGAAGCCCUGCCUGCCGUUGUUGUUGAAGAAGCACCUCAUGGAACAGACCGCGAAGCUGGCAAUUCAUCUGGUGAGGGCCAGCCACAAGAAGAGCCAAUGUUGGCAGCCGACGAGGCUCCACUUGAAGUGAACUUUGAAGUUGGCGGCUUGCCUGGCGAUGGGCAGGCACGUGGACGACAGGUGCUGGACAAAAGUCCGAUCUUCACUGAGAAGGAGCGCGCAAACUAUGAGAGGACAAUCUUUGAGCAGAGCUUGACAUCGAUUGGCGCAGGGAUGCCUGCCUUGCCAUGGGAGCAGGGCAUCUUCAAGGAGAUUUUUGGAGAAGCAAAGUCGGACAACUUGCCCACGCUCGAGGACCUAGUCGCUUAUCCAGCUGGAGCGGCCCCUGGAUCGUCAGAUGACGCAAGACUGAAAGUUGAGGUCACAGGUGUCACAUCUUCUUUGCCUGGAGACAUGCCGCUAUAUGCAAAGCAUAUCAAAGCGCUGUGUGACAGAGAUUAUGCAGCAACGUUAGAUCUCACCUGGACUAAAGCUUUGGCAAGUUGGUUGAUUGUUCUCGAGGACUGCAACUUCGAAUCGUCAGUUGGUCACUACGUUCAGGAGAAGUUGCAGGCCAUGGACAGGGAAGGUGCCUUGCUGUGCAUCAGAGAUGCGUGCGGGGUGCGUUCACCCUCCACCGUGUUGAAGAGGGCUCGAGACUUGAUCCUUUUCGUGAAGUGGUGCGAAAAGAAUGACCUGCGGUGGUGGCCCAUCAAGGAGCGGAACCUUCUCGACUACUUGCAGGGCAAGGAGGACGAGAAGCGUAGCAAGUUCAUCGGCAAGAACCUCAUCCAUGCUUUAAAGUUCUUCAAGUACAUCAUUGGAGCAGAGUUCAACAUCGAAGCUGUGCUGGGUCCAAUGUUGACCGGGAAAGUGAGCAGAGUUCUGGCGACCAGAGACCCGACUGAACAAGCUAGGCCAUUGACAGUGGCAGAGGUGUUGAGGCUUGAGGUCAUGCUGGACACAGUCAAGAACAAGUAUGACAAGUACUUCAUCGGGUGCAUCCUCUAUGCCAUCUACUCUCGUUCGAGAUGGAGCGCCAUGGCCAACAUCCACCACUUCUUCUUCGAUGUGAUAGACACAAGUGAUGGCCCCUUUGGAUUCGUGGAAGCCAGAACCAGAAUCCACAAAACUUCGACCACUGCAGAAAGGAAAGCGAUGUACAUGCCGUAUGUGGCCUCAGUGAAUGGCAUAGUACGCGGUUUGUUGGGGCAUCAUUCUCUGAAAGAGAAUAGUGUGGCAUGCUACAGUCGGGACAUGUUGAGCCAGCCCAUGCGUGAGCUUUGCGCCAUGGUCUGCAACAUCAAGCUUGGGAACUUCGUACCAGACGGGACGCGCUCUGGGUGGAUGGUGCGAAAACAGGCACCGUUGUUUGAGCCACAUGCACCUGGUGACGAUGAGGCAGAUUACUUUGGGAGUCCGUCGGUUCUGGAGGGUGAGAAAGAUGUUUCUGCCGACACCGGCUUUGACCCGAACAACCCCUUCGGAGAGCCUGAACGAUCUGGCAACGCUGAAGAGCACAACGAAGAGCCAGAAGAAGGUGCUCGAGAUGACGGAGACGAAGAUGGCGAAGACUUCGUGGAGAGCGCCAGUGAGAGUGAAGAUUCGAGCGCAAGUUCCGACAACGAAGAAGAGCUGCACAAAGAGAAGGCCAGCGUCAUCGAGAGCGGCUUGGAGCCAGAGGUAAAAGGGCCUUUGAUGCAGAACAAGAGGAGCUGCAUGCUGCACACGCAGAACCCUGACCCGAAGAACCAUUUGCAGCCUGUUACGUCAUGUGGACUCCAUGGCAUCGGUUUCACCGUCUUGGCUGAGGGGUCGAUCUUUAGCUGGCCCAAAUGCAGCAAGUGUUUCAAAGAUGCUGACAACAAGUCGGUGAUAGAUGUAGUCAACGCCAGCAAGCGUCGGCCUACCAACCUCACGGAGAGCGCUGCAGCGUUUGAAAAGCAGGCCGCGAACUUGGGGCUGGAAGAUGGUUGGAUUCAAGCUUUGAAGAAUGCCGGGGUCACAACAUUGGGGCGGUUGGCCUUCAGUUGUGGUCAGCCUGGGACGCCAGUCAACGAACAAGACGUUCGCAACCUGAUGACGGCAAGUGACCCUGGUGGCAGGAUUACGGUUGGGGACCUUGCAACAAUGAGGAGGUUGAUCUUCGAAGCACAAACUGCCGUAGUUGCCUUGGCCAGAUCUCAAGCCGACCCGAAUGCUGAUCCAACCUUGAGGAAAAUGCCACCGGCAGAACGGAGCUCACGCAUCGCCAAUCAACGUGUGAGGCUCCAAGGAUUGUCAAUGGAAGGGAACAUGGAGGUGGCUCACCAGGUCUAUGACCAGCUGAAUGGAAUGAUGGAGGCUGACACCUUGAAGUACCUGGCACCGUCGAAGUGCAUCACGCGGAUGCAAGAGAUCACUUCAGCAAAGCCACCCAAAGAGUUGAAGCUGGACACCAGUGGCACUGGAAUUACGGUCAAAGACUCAAUUACAGAGCAGCAAUGCUCAACUGGCACAGAACUGGACCUGUUGGAGGCCAUGAUGCGCCGGAGCCUUGCCUUUGAUGCAAUGGGUUUGGUCGACUUUCACAUCUUCCAGAAAUGGAUUCAAUACCUCUUCAACUUGAUGCGUCAGCCUCCGCCGCCAAACUUCAAGGCACCCACGUUGACACAGUUGCUCAGGGCAGACCGUCAAGCAUUUGUUCGACUUCAGGAGUUGAGCCGCGACGGCAUCAAACCCCACGCAGAUGGGACUCGGCCUUUGGACGCUUUGAUCGACAACCUCCCCAAGGACCACACAGUCGUGUACUACAUGCUGCCCACAGCCCAGGAGAAGACGCGCCCAAAGCCUGCGAAGCCGGCAACGCAGAAAACAGAAACUGCGUCAUGGAAGAACUGGAGCAACGAAAAGAGUUCUUCAUGGAAGAGUGCAAAGCAGACACAAUGGAAGAAGGGCAGCGGCAAAACUGGUGGAUCCGGGAAGUUGCCCUACCAGUUGAAGAAUUGUGCCUCGGCCACGCCAGAAGGCAAACGGUUGUGCUUCGCCUACAACAUCGAUGGUUGUGACAAGGCAGCAGCAGGUGGCCUAACGGCCCAACUGCGAGCGCUUGGCUUGACCUCCAGCUAUGGAGUCGAUCGAGUCGUGAAACCAAGAUCCAAGUGCCCCAUCGUCAAGGUUGACCUCACAACUCCACAUGGCGAAGCACUUGCCAAGAGCUGGUUAUCGAAUCCACUCUGUGCUUACGCGCAUUGGGGCAUCCCUUGCGGUACUGCAUCUCGGGCUCGCGAGAUCGACCUCAACGAUGGAGAAUAUCAGCCACAGCCCUUGAGGAAUGAUGCAUACCCUGAAGGUCUCCCAUGGCUGACAGGAGACGAUGCAGAACGAGUUCGGCUAGCAAACAAAGUGUACGAGGUCUCUUGUCGCUUGAUUCUGUUUUGCCACUUCAACAACAUCAGAUGGUCGCUAGAACAACCAGAGCGAUCCAUUUUCUGGCUGACCAAAUUUUGGAGAAUGGUUUUGCAGCAUCUCACGCCCAUCUACGUCGUGUUCAGUGCCUGCGUGUACGGUGGCAGCCGACCCAAAAGAACUGCGAUCGCCACCGACAUCAAAGAGCUGCAGGAGUUGGCAUGUGACUGCACUGGAAAUCACAAACACUUGCCAUGGGGCCGAACAAAAACAGGCUUCGCGACAGCUGCGGAGGUUGAAUACCCGUUGGAGUUAUGCAAAGCUUGGGCAGCGGCCGUUUUCCGUAGCAUCUCCAAACAGUUCGACCUUGAGCAGUCCGUCCUGCCGGCGCAUCCCGACAAGAAAGCCAGGGCAAGUACAGUCAAACAAACUCGUAAGUCCCUGGCAUUUAUGCAAGAUUACAGCCAUGUUGAAACAGCACGUUUCCAGAGAGCACCAAAGUUUCGUGUUGGCUCCAAGCUGCCUGCCACCCUUGGCGCCGACGAUGCCACCUUGCCAGCAUAUGCCCGCAUCCUCCGCAUCUCCCAGAUCCCUUCUCACCAAGACGGGGGGAAGAGCAGUGAGAAGGCAACCAUGUUUGAAGUGGCAUUUGGCGUUCCAUGGAGUGAAGAAGCAUUCAUCAAAGAAGCGCUACUCAGGGGGCACCCAGUGCACCUGUUCGAGAGUUUGCACUCCAACCUCUCCAAUGCCAUUCGUAGCAAUGUGAACGAAAAGCCCGAAAAGAUCGUGACCGACAGAGCAGCAUGGUUCAAGAAAUGGACUCGUAGAGCGCUGGAGCUCAGAAAACAAGAAGCAGACCUGCACAAGAAGAUGCCUAGCCAUAGAAGACAGAUCCUCGAAGGAAAAAGGAUCUUGCUGCUCAGGGAGAUCAUUGAGGACAUGAACUACCCGGACCCCGGCAUUGUGGAUCUCAUCGAGAAGGGGUUCGCAGUCGUUCAAGGAGGCAAAGUUCGACCCAUCGACAACUACUCUGAGAGCCAAGUCAAUGAUGCCGUCAACGUCACAAGCAAGUGCACGGUGGACGGAACGGAUUGCAUCGCUGCCAUGAUUGCCGAGUACAUGCGCCUGUGCGAGGUCAAGUCUGUGAACCCCGAGUUGCUUGGCAGAAGUUUCGACUUGAAGAGUGCAUACCGGCAGCUGGCGGUCUCAGACUCUUCUUUGAAGUGGGCACGGCUGGCCGUCUACAACCCGAGCCUCAAGAUCACCGAGGUGUUUCAGCAGCACUCUUUGCCGUUCGGCGCCAAGGCGUCUGUGAUUGGAUUUCUCAGAUGCGCCAGGAACACAGACCAGUCGUUCUGCCUCUUGCUGGACCUGUUGGGAUGGAGAUAUGACGUGAGUGGCGAGAAGUCUGACAGCAUGAGCCACGAGAUCUCCGCGCUGGGGGUGAUGGUUGAUCUUUCCGAGACCUCAGAGGGUAGAGUCAUGGUUCGCAACACGGAGAAGCGGAAGCAGGACCUCUCGAACCAGAUCGAUCGUGCCCUGUCGAGCCGAAGGUUGACCACUCAUGAAGCAACUUCUCUCAAAGGCCGCUUGGGAUUCGCAGAAGGUCAACUUUUUGGACGGGCGACCAAGCGAUUGAUCAAUGUUCUUGGCCAGCAUGUGUUGCGCCCUCCGAAACGUGGAGUACUGAGCGAUGAAACGGUGAGCGCCAUGCUUCAAGUCAAGGGACGGUUGUUGAAUGCCCAGCCUCGUCUCGUGAAAGCUGAUGUGGGAGACGUUUUCUUCUUGUUCACGGACGCUUGCUUCGACUGUGAAGCCAAAGAGGGUGGUGUCGGUGGAGUGUUGAUCGACCAGACUGGUUGUGUAGUGAGCUGGUUUGGUGGAGAAGCAAGCCGCGACUCUUGUGAAUCCUUCAUGGCUGAGGAUCAGGAGCAGGCGAUUGGAGAACUUGAAGCCUUUGUUGUCCUAGUCGCCUUCCGAGUGUGGCAGGACCUGGUGCGGUCCAAACAUUUGUUGUGUUUCAUCGACAAUGAAACCGCAAGGUAUUUGAUUUUGAAGGGGUAUUCCAAGAACCCGGUUCUUUGCAACAUCGUGCACCACCUCGCCAAAGUCGAAGAGGAGUUGUUCGUUUUGCCAUGGUACGCUAGAGUGCCUUCAGAGUGCAACAUAGCUGAUCCACCAUCAAGAUCGGUGCCUCACGAAUUGUUGCCGGAAACCUCAAGGGUUCCUAUGCCAGACUUGAGGUCAGUGCUGGAUGAAGCGAGCAAGCCUUUGAGCGCCUCCUGA
This is a messenger RNA of Durusdinium trenchii, 6210 nucleotides long. NCBI's taxonomy places the organism in Eukaryota, Dinophyceae, Suessiales, Symbiodiniaceae. The record is from the annotation of a GenBank genome assembly.